AGUGGCGGCCAUAUUUAUUCUGUCAAAUUGUGUAAAAAACUCAUCGGCUUUUUCUCAAACACGAAAAAAUAUUUCACAUUUACAGCUUACGCCUUUUUACAACCAAAAAAGAAAACUUAAAUUGAUUUUAAAUUGUUAAAAUGUCUUUCAGUGGUCAAUCUAAUCCACCAUGGCAACGAAACUCGAUGAAUAACUCAAUGCAAGGCAUGGGGUUUAAUCAAAACUCCCAAAUGUUUAUGAAUCAACAAUCGAGCCAGCAAAACCAAAACAUGCAAUAUAAUCAAAUGAAUAGUGGUAAUAUUAACCAAAUGUCGAAUAAUCAAGUGUUUCAGCAACAACAAGGAGUUGCAUACCCAUCUCGUACGGGUCUGAAUCCGGUUGCAUUUCAGAAUUCCAAUUCUGGUUCGAGUCAAAAUCAGCAAAACAUGAAUAUGCAUGGCCAGAAUCGUCAAAACUACAAUUCAAUGGGUACUGUCACCAAGAUAAGCAAUGAUUGCGGUUUGAUAAACGAUGAAGUGCUAUUCUACAAAAUUAUAUGCAAGGGUGUUAUUCCCAAAGUUGGAGAUCGUGUUUUGUUUGAAUCGAGUUAUAGUACAACCUCUCAAUUCAAGUGGAAUGCUACGAGAGUUCAAUUGGUUUCGCAAACUGGUUCGCAGAACAAUCAAGCACCUCCACCACCCUUGAUGGGACAAAAUGUUAAAUCAUCGUCUGGGUAUAAUGCUGUUCCGCCGCCAGUUGAAUAUAGAGCACUGGCUGCUAGUCAGAGAAGGGGAUCUCCGUCAAGGCGUGGUUCUCCUGGCAACGAUCGUCACUCUAAUCGUGACCGAAAGGAGUCAAAUAGGGGAAGGGAUCGAAGUGAACGCAGCGAUUUUGAAAAUGAUCGCAAACGUCGCAGAGAUGAAAGUCCAAGGCCUCGAGAUCGUGAUAGACGCAGUGACCAGGAUAAACGUGAUGUUAGUCUUGAUAAAAAAGACCGUGAUCGCAGCCCAGUAAGACGAUUGUCUCCAAAAAGGCGAAAAAAUAGACCAAUCCCACGUUAUGUUGUUCAAAUUCCAAAAACAUUAUUAACAUUCAAAAGUGGUGGCGUACAAGAAAUUAAAAGACGUUAUUCCAAUUUAUAUAUUCCGUCAGAUUUCUUUCACACUAAAGUCAAGUGGUCGGAAACAUUUACACCGGACAAUCCGUUUUCCAUGCGACGUCCAUGCUCGUUUCAUAUAUCUCACAAGAUUGUAGAACCUUUGAAUGAAGUUAAAGCUCUUAUUGAGCCCGAAGAUGCUGACUAUUUGUUUUCGGCAAAAGUAAUGCUUAUGGGUUGUCCGCCAUUAUCUGAAUUAUAUCAGAGAUGUUUCAACCAAGAUGAACAUGACGAUACACAUAAUUGUGUUCAUCCAUCUCGGCUGAUAAACUUUUUGGUCGGAACAAGGGCACGUAAUGAGCCAAUGGCAAUUGGUGGUCCAUGGAGUCCAUCUUUAGAUGGUGAAAAUCCAGAUAAAGAUCCUGCAGUUUUGAUAAAGACCGCUAUAAGAAGUUGCAAGGCUUUGACAGGAAUUGAUUUGUCCAACUGCACACAAUGGUACCGCUUUGUGGAGCUCUACUACCAUCGUGGCGAUUACACAAGCAAAGGAAAAACAAUACCUUCGCGGGUGGAAACUGUUGUUAUCUAUCUCCCAGAUAUACAUUCUUGUAUGCCGACCCGGUCUGAAUGGACAUCCCUUGCUGCUGACUAUAAAACUGCUGCAACAAAUCAUCUUAAUCGUCUUAAAAAUGCUGCUCAACAGUCAACUUCUACUGGCGCCGCCUCAUCAGAGGAAGUAAAAUCAACAAAAGAAGCUGAUGAAGCAGCUAAUGUUCCUGAUUCUGCAACAUCGUUGGCAAAUUUAGGUGGAGACGCUGCAAACAAUCAAACCGAUGAAAAUGGAACAGAGAAGGAAGAUAAUAAGAAAGAACCAACACAUUAUUCAAAAUUAGAUCUAAAAACUAUGAAAAUACAGGAAUUACGUGAUGAGUUAGAAGCCCGUAAUUUAUCCUCUAAAGGUCUUAAGCCACAGUUGUUGGCUCGUUUGACAAAGGUAGUGGCAACUGAAAAAGAACAAGAAACAGAAAAGGAAAAGGAAAAAGAACAAGAAAAAGAACAAGGAAAAGAAAAAGAAAAGGAGAAAAGUGAUAGCGAUAAAGAGGAUGAUGACUCUAAAAAAGCUAAUGAUGGAGCUGAUGAUGCUGAAAUGAAAGAUGAUGAUGCUGAUGCCGGAAUAGAAGUUGAUAUGAGUGAUAUCGUUAUAUUGGACGAAUAUGAUUCUAGCAAAAAUCAAGAUGGUGAAAAUCAAGAAAAGGAACAGAAUAAGGAGUUAGAUGAAAAAGAGCGCAAACAAUUAGAACGUCGUUACGUUCUUCCAGACGACCCGCAUGUUAUAGUACAUCCUUCUAAAACUGCUAAGGACGGAAAGUUUGACUGUACCGUAAUGUCCUUGUCUGUCCUAUUGGAUUACCGUCCCGAUGACACUAAAGAAAGAUUUUUCGAGGUUUCUCUGUUUGCUGAACUUUUUAAUGAAAUGUUGAUGAGAGAUUUCGGAUUCAAUAUAUUCAAAGAGUUGUAUUUCCACAAAGACCCAGUCUCCGAAAAAGAAGAAGCUAAGAAAGAUGAAAGCAAAUCAAACGAUGACGAUGAAAAGUCUAAAGACAGCAACAGCCAAGACCAAGCUUCUGAAAAAAAAUCUACAAGUGAAAGCGAGAAAAGAGAUAAAAAUGCUCGUGACCGUCGUGUUUCGAAAAAACCUGCAGACGAAGAUACUGAAGACGAGAAUUUCUCGGUACACUCUAGUGACCGAAAGAAGAAAUCCGAUAAAAAAAUGUGUAUUGUUAAGCCACAUCUUAUGCUUUCGUUUAUCUACUUCGAUACUACCCAUUGCGGAUAUAUUUUUGAAAAAGAUUUGGAGGAGCUAUUUUCUAUUCUUGGUCUGAGUCUAUCACGCGCAGAAAUUCGAAAAGCCCUCUCAAAGACGGUUUCUCGACAUGCAUUGUAUUAUAGGAAACUGACCGAUGCGGAGGAAAAACCCGAAAAUACUGUAAAAGAUAUCGACGCAGAUGAAGAGUAUCCAAUAGAAGAACUGAAGCGAAUUGCAUCUGGUAAUAACUGCUUGUUACCCGUUUUUAAAAGCUCUCGCGAUGAUAUUGAUGAGGAAAGCACUAAAGGUGAAGUUCAUACUGAAAAUGAUGGCAUGGUCACUCACAAUGGAGUGUUGGUGCAUGUUGGCAAAUUAUUUGAACAAAAUAAACGUUACGAAAAAUCAUAUUCGGAGUUGGAGCAAAUGUAUAAUGAUAUACAGAAACAACAUGUAGAACUCCAAGCAAGCUAUUCCAAGGUCAACAAUAAAACUAAAGAUCUUCAGAGUGAAGUCAAAAGUCUUUUAAGAAAACUAAGUGAUGCCGAUCAAGAUUUGUUUACAUUAAAUAGAAAAUAUAGUGAUCAGCACUCGGCAUUGAUGUACUGUUAUGACAAGUUAGCUCCAUUCGUACCAAGAUCUGAUAAGAAUCACAAAACGAGUGAUGGGUCACGUGAUCGAGAUAGUACUAAAGAAAAGAAGGAAGAAAAAGAGAAGGAGAAAAAAGAAGAAAAGGAGAAGAAGGAUGAAAAGGAGAAGAAAGAUGAAAAAGAGAAAAAAGAUGAAAAGGAGAAGAAAGAAGAUAAGGAAAAGGAUAAGAAAGAAGUAAAAGAAAAGCCAGAAGAAAAGGUGGACAAAGAAAAGCAACCGAGUGAAAAAAUUGAAGUUGAAAAGGUUCAAAAAAUAGAAAUUGAUUGAACAAAAAGUUAUACAUAAUUCUUUAGAUUUGCUUAGAUUAUUUGAUAAUUUUUUUUCUGGUGUAACUUAUACUUAUUAGCUGGCAUAUGAAUAAACUGAAAUAAAUAACAUUAUUAAACAUGUAGAA
Episyrphus balteatus (marmalade hoverfly) is the source of this 3924-nucleotide messenger RNA. RefSeq names its product cell division cycle and apoptosis regulator protein 1-like. Lineage: Eukaryota; Metazoa; Arthropoda; Insecta; Diptera; Syrphidae. The transcript has 13 exons. Gene Ontology annotation, biological process: regulation of DNA-templated transcription. The record is from RefSeq and is a predicted model, not a curated record. Gene Ontology annotation, cellular component: nucleus. Bases 141 to 3797 code for a protein of 1218 amino acids.